CGCACAUUGUUGGACUGGGAGGAUCCUUGUAAAAUAAACGUAGAGUUUCAGCCAACUCCCCUGAAUCUCCGGCCAUCCAGCAUUACUGCUUUCCCCCCCUUGCAGAAUCGCAAUCCCUUGGUCGCCGUCUACUACACCAACCGCGCCUUAUGUUACCUAAAAAUGCAACAGCACGACAAAGCGCUGGCCGACUGCAAGCAUGCCCUGGAGUUGGACGGGCAAUCAGUGAAGGCACAUUUCUUCCUGGGACAGUGCCAGUUGGAGAUGGAGAAUUAUGACGAAGCCAUUGCUAACCUUCAAAGAGCCCACAACUUAGCCAAAGAGCAACGGCUGAACUUUGGGGACGACAUUCCGAGCGCCCUGCGCAUCGCCAAGAAAAAGCGUUGGAACAACAUCGAGGAGAAGCGGAUCAACCAGGAGAACGAGUUGCAUGCUUAUCUCACCAAACUCAUCAUGGCAGAGAAGGAGAGGGAACUCGACGAAUGUCAACGGGCACAGGAGGAGGAGAACAUGGAUGAAAACCGGAGCCGGGCACAAUUGGCCAACAUCAGAGCCAAACACGAAAAAUAUCUAGCAGACAUGGAUGAACUCUUCUCCCAGGUGGAUGAGAAGCGGAAGAAACGGGACAUCCCUGAUUACCUGUGUGGGAAAAUCAGCUUCGAAUUGAUGCGUGAGCCUUGCAUUACGCCGAGUGGGAUCACUUAUGACCGGAAGGACAUAGAAGAGCAUCUCCAGCGGGUCGGCCACUUUGACCCCGUGACCCGAAGCCCGCUGACCCAGGACCAGCUGAUUCCCAACCUGGCCAUGAAAGAGGUGAUCGAUGCGUUCAUAUCCGAAAACGGCUGGGUGGAAGAUUACUGACCCCCAAAGGACAGGAGAGCUCCCAGGGGGGCCCAGCUGCUGCGGCGACAAAGAAGACCCCCUCCGGACUGCGCGAGACUGCUCGCUGGGCCAGCCCCAUGCCUUAACCCCUCUCCCUUUCCCCUUCUUUGCCCGGCCCUGCCAAGGUGGAGUCGGCUACCCUUCCCCCCUCGGCAGGCAGGCGGGCAGGGUAGUUCCAUGGCUGCUGUGGUCCUCUCCCUUUCGGGCAGAAGGAAGACCUCGGCCUUGAUCUCGAGAGGAUGGAGGAUCGCUCCCAGCACAGAAGCUCAAGCAUGGGAGUCAUUUUUUCAUGGGGGGCUCCGGAAGAGCUCCGCCUGGCUCCGGCCGAGCUACGGAGCCCCAUCUGACUUUGGUACCAAACCGCCCCCCGCCCCAGCUUCCACCCAGAUCCCAUCGCCCCCUCGUUCGGCACGCUGUCCUCCCACGCAAUCCGCUCUCGCAAAGGACCCGGCCUCUCUGGGGAGCCAAGACUGGAUCUGUGCCCCCCCCGAAAGGCGAUCCCCAGCUCUUGCUUCUUCCCCGUUCUCCGUCUGUACAAAGUUCUCGUUCUCGCCUUCCGUUUUCCAGCCUGUCCAGAAGAGCUCAAGUUCUGCGUCUGCUUCUCUGUAAAUAAAUGGCCACCGAUUUCGGGGCGGAUCGGGGAGGGUCAAAGAGGGUCAAUUGUUUCUAUUCCCCGAAGUGGACCGGAAUUGGCACUUCCUGGGGGAAAGCGGUCUCCCCAGCUUGCAGGUAGUUGUAUUGAGGGGCGGGGAGAGAGCUGAGCCCCACGGCUCCAUUCUGGGUAGUUGUUUUACCUAUUAAAUUACUCAAAGUUCA
Python bivittatus (Burmese python) is the source of this 1698-nucleotide messenger RNA. The record is from RefSeq and is a predicted model, not a curated record. Lineage: Eukaryota; Metazoa; Chordata; Lepidosauria; Squamata; Pythonidae.